UCUGAUCAUGGAGUUGGAAGGAAAUGGUGCUGAAAUAAAUCCUCGUAAUGAUGCACCCGCUAGAAUAUUGAAUUAUUACGAGGAGGAGCUAGAAAAUGUCAUCAGGCGACACAUUCCCAAUAAUGAAGACGAUGAUGAUAAUGAUGAUGAUUCAAUUCCUGUGAAAAAAAAAAUCUUAUUAACAAUUUGGAUUUUAGCUACUCCAGAUAGUUUUCGAUCAGUUGCAGAUAGAUUUGGACUACCUAAGUCUACUGCUCACUUGAUAUUUACAGAAAUUGUUGAUGUAUUGUCUUAUCUUCUACCUCAGUUCAUCCGUUGGCCCGAUGCAAAUGAAUGCGAAGUUAUUGAAGCUGGAUUUCUUUCAAAGCCACAAGGGUUUCCCGGAAUUAUUGGAGCUAUCGACGGAUCUCAUAUUGAAAUUUUGCAGCCUCCAGGCAAUGCAAACGAUUAUUAUAAUCGAAAAGAGAAACAUUCUAUAAUAUUACAAGGUACAUGUGAUCAUAAUGGGAAAUUUAUAGACGUACUAAUUGGAAGACCUGGUAGAGCACACGAUGCAUCUGUUUUUAGAUCUUCAACUUUAUUUACCCGACUAGCAGAUGCUGAGAAUCCACUAUUACGGCCUAACCAACAUAUACUUGGUGAUUCUGCAUAUCCGUUAAUGGUGAACCUUCUAACGCCUUUUAAAGACAAUGGUCACCUCACCAGACAUCAAGUCAAUUACAAUGUAAAACAUGCAUCAUCGCGAUCAAUAAUUGAGCGCGCGUUUGGUUUACUAAAAGGAAAAUUUCGUAGAUUACAAUAUUUAAACGUCAAAUCUGUUGAUAUGGCCAUUAAAAUAGUUUCCGCAGCAUGUACUUUGCACAAUUUUAUUCUAAUUCAGGGUGACGUAAAUAUUAGGAAUAAUUUUCCUGGCGAAAAUAUUAAUAAUAACGACAAUAAUAAUGAUGAUAAUGGUAAUAACAAUAAUGGAAUGGACGUAGAUAUGAAUGAAGAAGCGGAAAAUGAAAAUGCCGAUGCAAAAGUAAAGCGAAAUAACAUCAUGAAUUCUAUGUAA
Microplitis demolitor is the source of this 1054-nucleotide messenger RNA. Its product is annotated as putative nuclease HARBI1. The record is from RefSeq and is a predicted model, not a curated record. Lineage: Eukaryota; Metazoa; Arthropoda; Insecta; Hymenoptera; Braconidae. Bases 8 to 1054 code for a protein of 348 amino acids. The transcript is spliced from 4 exons.